Molecule: messenger RNA, 911 nt
Organism: Durusdinium trenchii
Lineage: Eukaryota; Dinophyceae; Suessiales; Symbiodiniaceae
Source: the annotation of a GenBank genome assembly
UUACCUUUAACAGCUUUCAGCAAGAAAUUGGGCCCAAUGGCAAUGGCGGUAUUGCGGCCUCCGGAAUGAGAAGUGAGUGAGCGAAAGGUCCUUCCAUGAAACUUCGUUUGAAGCAUAAAGGAGGCCCACCAGAGAGGCCAAACUCGACUAACGCGCAAGAGAAAAGCAAAGAUGAUCAGAGACGGCAGGCUGUGGUCCAGGGCUUUGACAAGAAGUCAGGGCUUGGCAAGCGCCUCGCCGAAGGGUUGGAGCGUGGCAUGCUGAAAGUUGCCUGCCCGCGAGGUGAAGCUCUCACGGAAGGCAGCGAGCAGUACAAGGCCUACAAGUUUCAAUACAAGAGGUUGUGUACCCACCUGCGGCGCAACAACAUAUUGUCGGAGAAGCUGAAAAGCGGGGAGCUGGACGCGGAAGAGUUGGCCUCUAUGGGUGACGAGGCGCUUAUGGCCGAGUCCCAAAGAAACGAGCUCCAGCAGUUCCGGCAGGAAAGUCUCCAAGAAGCCUUGGGAAUCACGGCAGAAGACUCUGCUCACUGGACACCAUCCGACAACUUUGCGUGUCCUCGAUGUGACUGUGACAAGUGUGUCUACAUCCAGUCCUUCAAAGGGUUUCACAGCCACGAUGAUAACAAUCAGGAGCCCGUCAUCACCAUUCGCUGCACUUCCUGCAAGCACUUGUGGAAGGAAGAUGAGGUAGAGGGUGGCCGCAUGGCAGCAGGCAGCUUCGAGGAUGGCGUGGUGCAGGCGGAUCCCAAGCCCGAAAGGAGUGAAGCUCCAUCCAUAUGGGGUGACGAGACGCCAGCUGAGCCCUGGCUGCUUCCUGCAUCAUCGUAGCGCAAAUGGAAUGCUCCCUCUUCCUUUUUUUAUGGGAUCAGUCCCCAAGGAAUGAUCAGAAGAAAUACCCCCCUGUGGUGC